Molecule: messenger RNA, 3131 nt
Organism: Calypte anna (Anna's hummingbird)
Lineage: Eukaryota; Metazoa; Chordata; Aves; Apodiformes; Trochilidae
Gene: ERCC3
Product: ERCC excision repair 3, TFIIH core complex helicase subunit
Exons: 15
Coding region: 69-2411 (780 amino acids)
Biological process (GO): transcription initiation at RNA polymerase II promoter; nucleotide-excision repair
Cellular component (GO): transcription preinitiation complex; transcription factor TFIIH holo complex; nucleotide-excision repair factor 3 complex
Molecular function (GO): ATP binding; 3'-5' DNA helicase activity; DNA binding
Source: RefSeq, a predicted model, not a curated record
CCCCUCCCGCCUGCCGGAAGUGACGCGCCGGGCAGGCGCUGGCGCGCGGCGGGAGGUGCGCAGCGGCCAUGGGGAAGAAGGAGAGAGAUAAGAAGAAGUCCAAGAAGCGCCAUUACGAUGACGACGAAGAGGAUGAAGAUGAAGCUCCCGGCAAGGAGUCGCAGGAGGCGGUGCCCUCCGCCGCGGGGAAGCAGGUGGAGGAGAUCGGCACCAAAGUGGACGAGUACGGAGCGAAGGAUUACAGGCAGCAGAUGCCCCUGAAGGCCGACCACUCCUCGCGUCCCCUCUGGGUGGCUCCUGAUGGCCAUAUAUUUCUGGAAGCCUUUUCUCCACUUUACAAAUAUGCACAGGAUUUUUUGGUUGCCAUUGCUGAGCCUGUGUGCAGACCAACCCACAUUCAUGAGUACAAGCUGACUGCUUACUCUCUGUAUGCUGCUGUUAGUGUUGGCUUACAAACGAGUGACAUCACAGAGUACUUACAAAAGCUGAGCAAGACUGGUGUCCCAGAUGGAAUCAUUCAGUUUAUCAAGCUGUGUACUGUCAGCUAUGGGAAGGUGAAGCUGGUACUGAAACAUAACAGAUAUUUUGUGGAAAGUACCCACCCUGAUGUCAUUCAGCAGCUUCUGCAGGACCCUGUUAUUAAAGAUUGUCGCCUGAGAAAUGCUGAGGGUGAAGAAACAGAGCUCAUUACAGAGACAUUCACAAGUAAAUCAGCGAUUUCCAAAUCCAGUGAAGGAGGUUUUGGUCCAUCAACAUCACAGGGAACAGAUGCUCAGAAUAAGCCAGAUGUCCCAGCUGACUUAUAUGAGUUUUAUGAACAGAUGGACAAAGAUGAGGAGGAGGAGGAGGAAACACAGACAGUAUCUUUUGAAAUCAAGCAGGAGAUGAUUGAAGAACUUCAGAAGCGUUGUAUCCAUUUGGAGUACCCUUUGCUGGCAGAAUAUGAUUUCAGAAAUGAUUCUGUGAAUCCUGAUAUUAAUAUAGAUCUGAAACCUACAGCUGUUCUCAGGCCCUAUCAAGAGAAGAGCCUACGGAAGAUGUUUGGAAAUGGACGAGCCAGAUCUGGUGUUAUUGUCUUGCCGUGUGGUGCUGGCAAGUCUCUGGUGGGAGUGACAGCUGCCUGUACUGUCCGCAAGCGCUGCCUGGUCCUGGGCAACUCUGCGGUGUCUGUAGAGCAGUGGAAGGCCCAGUUCAAGAUGUGGUCCACCAUUGAUGACAGUCAGAUAUGUCGGUUCACUUCUGAUGCCAAAGACAAACCCAUUGGCUGUUCUAUUGCUAUCAGCACAUAUUCCAUGUUGGGGCACACGACAAAAAGAUCCUGGGAAGCAGAAAGAGUAAUGGAAUGGCUUAAAAGUCAAGAGUGGGGCCUUAUGAUACUUGAUGAAGUACAUACUAUCCCUGCAAAAAUGUUCAGACGUGUGCUCACUAUUGUGCAAGCUCAUUGUAAACUGGGGCUGACUGCUACCCUGGUCAGAGAAGAUGAUAAAAUUGUUGACCUGAACUUCCUGAUUGGACCAAAGCUCUAUGAAGCCAACUGGAUGGAGCUGCAGAACAGUGGUUACAUUGCUAAAGUCCAGUGUGCUGAGGUUUGGUGCCCAAUGUCACCUGAAUUUUACAGAGAAUAUGUAGCUAUCAAAACAAAGAAACGGAUCCUGCUGUACACCAUGAACCCAAAUAAGUUCAGAGCCUGCCAGUUCCUGAUUAAGUUUCACGAGCGGCGGAAUGAUAAAAUAAUUGUAUUUGCUGACAAUGUCUUCGCACUGAAGGAGUAUGCUGUCAGACUUGGAAAACCCUAUAUUUAUGGUCCUACCGCACAAGGAGAAAGAAUGCAAAUUCUACAAAACUUCAAGCACAAUCCAAAAAUCAACACUAUUUUCAUUUCCAAGGUAGGCGACACAUCCUUUGAUCUGCCAGAAGCCAAUGUUCUCAUUCAGAUAUCUUCCCAUGGUGGGUCUCGAAGGCAGGAGGCACAAAGACUGGGACGAGUGCUGAGAGCCAAAAAAGGCAUGGUUGCAGAGGAAUACAAUGCCUUUUUUUAUUCUCUUGUAUCCCAAGACACUCAGGAAAUGGCAUAUUCAACAAAGCGACAGCGUUUUCUUGUAGAUCAAGGUUAUAGCUUCAAGGUAAUAACAAAGCUCGCAGGCAUGGAAGAAGAAGAACUGGCAUUUUCAACCAAAGAAGAACAGCAGCAGCUUCUCCAGAAAGUCCUGCAAGCAUCUGACCUGGAUGCUGAGGAGGAAGUAGUAGCUGGAGAAUAUGGUUCAAAGUCAGCUCAGGUCUCACGUCGUACAGGCACAAUGAGCUCGAUGUCAGGAGCUGAUGAUACAGUUUACAUGGAAUACCACUCUGCACGGAGCAAGGCUUCUUCAAAUAAACACAUCCAUCCACUAUUUAAACGCUUCCGGAAAUGAGGUGCUUCAUCUCUGCCUUUUGGUCAAACUGGGGAUCCAUGUACCUCUUCCCAGAGCUAAAAAUGUGGAGCUGAAAUAUUCAAAAGGUCUCUUUCAAAGACUUUUCUGAUCUCCAGCUGUAGAGCCACAUAUUUAUUUAGAGAUCUAUGUGCUUUCAUGGGUGAAUAUGAAAUAAGGAAAUUGAGUCAUACCAGAGGAAAGAUCAUCUCCAGUGGCUGGAUCCUGGUUAUACCUGUCUGGUUUUCAGGGUAAUUAAUAGAAUUUAUUUUUAUCAUCUGAAGACCCUUUUUCAGAAGAAUUCUGGAAAAGUUUUGUAAAUGAAGUUUGUAUUAAUGUUUGAAAUAUUAUUUAUCUGGUUAUUGUGUCUCUUCAACAAAAAUGCUGUUUUUUAAAAUACUUAAAUAAAAAUCAUUCAUUGAGCUGAAAAAAUCCUGAUGGGAGCACUUUAUAUAGUAUUUUUACACUGGGAGCUAAUUUAUACUGAUGGUUUAACCUGUCUUAAAAUUCUAACAAAUUAUUUGGAAAUAUUUUGAUGUUAGAAAUGGGGACUUUGUCUCUCAAGAAAACUCAAGAAGGAAAAACUCCAGGAUACAUAAGUAAAUACAAAUAAAUUCUGUCCUCUGUUCUCAUUUUUCUACUGUUGAGGUGAUGCUGAAAUAAAAGCUAUUUCCAUUGUCACUUAUGUACUGUUUAUUAAACAGUCAAUAAAACUAUCACAAC